CCACUCUCCUUUCCGUCACCACAACAUUCCACAGAGAGAGCGAAAGAGAGAAAGACGACGAAACAAGAUGUCUGGGUGGGACGAAGGAGCAGUAUACUACAGCGACCAGCCUCAGUUCCCGGAGGCCGGAGACGCCGCCACCGUCAGCCCUCAUGCCGUCAUGACGAAAUUCAAGGAGUUCAUCAGAACCUUCGAGAUAGGGCAGAACUGUUUCCCCUACAGGGAAGCCCUUCUCGAUAACCCCAAGAGACUCCUCGUCCACCUCGAAGAUCUCCUCUCCUUCGAUUCCGAUCUCCCUUCUCUCAUCCGUUCCGCUCCCGCCGACUUUCUCCCCGUGUUCGAGAAAGCAGCGGGUGAAGUGUUGGCUGGAUUGAGAAUGAGGGAAGCUAAUGAGACGGGGGAAAUGGAGGAGCCUACGCCAAGUGAUGUGCAGAUUCUGCUGACGUCAAGGGAGGAUCCUGUGUCUAUGCGAUUACUUGGGGCACAGUACAUCUCAAAGUUGGUGAAGAUCUCUGGGAUUAGCAUUGCAGCUUCCAGGGUGAAGGCUAAGGCGACUUAUGUGUUUUUAGUAUGCAAGAACUGUAGGAAAACCAGGGAGGUUCCGUGCCGUCCUGGCCUCGGUGGGGCCAUUGUUCCUCGCUCAUGUGAUCAUGUUCCUCAGCCUGGAGAAGAACCUUGUCCUCUUGAUCCGUGGAUGGUGGUUCCUGAUAGGAGCCAGUAUGUUGAUCAGCAGACGUUGAAGCUACAGGAGAACCCGGAGGAUGUUCCUACUGGAGAGCUUCCAAGAAAUAUGCUUCUCUCAGUUGAUAGGCAUCUUGUACAAUUAAUUGUACCUGGAACCAGACUGACUGUGAUGGGUAUCUACAGCAUUUUCCAAGCCUCGUCAUCUUCUAACUCGCAUAAAGGAGCGGUUGCAAUUCGGCAGCCUUACAUCAGAGUUGUUGGAUUGGAAGACACGAAUGAGGCCAGUUCCCGUGGCCCUGCCAACUUCACUCCUGACGAAGAGGAGGAAUUCAAAAAAUUUGCUGCUAGUCAAGAUGUUUACAGCAACAUUUGCACCAAGAUAGCACCUUCUAUCUUUGGUCACGAAGACGUGAAGAAAGCAGUGGCGUGUCUUCUCUUUGGAGGAUCAAGAAAGAGCCUACCAGAUGGAGUGAAACUAAGAGGUGAUAUCAAUGUUUUGCUUCUAGGAGACCCAUCAACUGCAAAAUCACAGUUUCUAAAAUUUGUGGAGAAGACGGCUCCCAUUGCGGUUUACACAUCUGGAAAGGGUUCAUCAGCUGCUGGACUCACUGCUUCUGUGAUUCGAGAUAGCAGCACACGUGAGUUCUAUCUUGAAGGUGGUGCUAUGGUUUUGGCUGAUGGAGGCGUUGUGUGUAUUGAUGAAUUUGACAAGAUGAGACCGGAAGAUAGAGUUGCUAUUCAUGAAGCGAUGGAGCAGCAAACCAUCUCCAUUGCAAAAGCUGGAAUAACAACUGUCCUAAACUCUAGAACCUCGGUUCUUGCAGCUGCUAACCCUCCCUCUGGUCGAUAUGAUGAUCUUAAGACUGCACAGGACAACAUUGACUUGCAGACGACAAUUCUUUCUAGAUUUGAUCUUAUCUUCAUUGUCAAGGACAUCAGAAAGUAUUCCCAAGACAAGGAAAUAGCCAGCCAUAUUAUAAGGGUUCAUGCAUCUGCAGACAAAGUUACAGAUGAAAACACAGAUUCUAAGGAAGAUAAUUGGCUCAAGAGAUAUAUACAAUACUGUCGAUCAAGAUGUCAUCCCCGUCUCACAGAAGCCGCAGCUAUGAAGCUGCAGCAGCAAUAUGUCAAGAUCAGAGAGGAUAUGAAGAGACGUGCACAUGAAACAGGAGAGGCUGCCCCAAUACCUAUCACAGUCAGACAACUCGAAGCUAUUGUCAGACUGAGUGAGUCGCUUGCAAAAAUGAGACUGUCACACGAUGCCACAGAAGAUGAUGUAGGCAAAGCUUUUAAGCUUUUCGAUACCUCAACAAUGGAUGCAGCAAGGUCAGGGAUAAAUCAACAGAUUAACAUAACGAGCGAGAUGGCCAACGAGAUAAAGCAAGCGGAAACACAGAUCAAGAGAAGAAUGGGGAUUGGAGCAAGGUUAUCAGAGAGAAGACUUAUCGAGGAUUUAGCUAGAAUGGGAAUGAACGAUUCAAUGGUGAGGAGGGCUCUGUUGAUAAUGCAUCAGAGAGGUGAAGUUGAGUACCAGCGAGAGAGACGUUCCAUUGUCCGCAAAGCUUGAUCUUCUUCGCUCACUAUCUCUCUUCUUUAGUCUCUCAGGAUCUUCAAAAAGACAAUAUUCAGUAUUAUUAAGUUAAUUUGGAGGAACAGAAACUUACGUCAUGUGUAUUUGAUGAAGAUCCUUUAGUAAACUUUUAUGCCCUCUUGAAACUAAUAUUUUCUUCACCAAUGUUUUCUUGUGUUGCC
Molecule: messenger RNA, 2436 nt
Organism: Brassica rapa (field mustard)
Lineage: Eukaryota; Viridiplantae; Streptophyta; Magnoliopsida; Brassicales; Brassicaceae
Product: DNA replication licensing factor MCM5
Biological process (GO): DNA replication; DNA replication initiation; double-strand break repair via break-induced replication
Cellular component (GO): MCM complex; nucleus
Molecular function (GO): single-stranded DNA binding; 3'-5' DNA helicase activity; single-stranded DNA helicase activity
Source: RefSeq, a predicted model, not a curated record